This is a messenger RNA of Rotaria sordida, 868 nucleotides long. The record is from the annotation of a GenBank genome assembly. NCBI's taxonomy places the organism in Eukaryota, Metazoa, Rotifera, Eurotatoria, Philodinida, Philodinidae.
AUGUAUUCACAUCCUAUUUCAGAACCACGUGAUACCUAUUGGAAUUCCACUCAAUUUUUGGCUUGGCUCUACAAUGAUAGUCCAGUGAAAGAUACUGUCAUCGAUAAACGCUCAUGGGCAUAUCGUCCUACUGCUAACAUUGAUGAUUAUAUGACGACUGAAGAAUUACUCAAAGAAGUAGUUACUACGAUCAGUACUGGAGGAAAUGCCUUGGUCAAUGUUGGUCCUAAUUUGCAUGGAAAGAUUGCACCAAUAUUUCAGGAGCGUCUUCGACAGAUGGGUUCAUGGUUGCAAGUGAAUGGUGAAGGAAUUUAUGCCACUAUACCAUGGAAGUAUCAAAAUGAUACGAUCAAUUCAGAUGUUUGGUAAGUCUGAUUAAACAGAGAAAUAUGAAGAUUUUUCUCGCUUUAGGUAUACAUCAUCAAAAGACGGCAAAUUCGUCUAUGCUUUUCUUCUCAUAUGGCCAAAGGAUAGCACCGAAAUUAUACUCGGUGCUCCAUUGAGCUCCUCGAGAACAGUUGUGACACUUCUGAGCUCAAGUGCUGAUCCUCUUCCAUGGCGCGUAGCUGGUGGAAAUCGUGGCAUUGUGAUCGAUGUGUCAAACAUCAAACUUCAUGCACUCCAAAGUGCUUGGAUCUGGGCAUUCAAACUGGAGAAUAUCAGUGCUUAAUAAGCAGCAAUCAAGAAAUCGAGGAGUAAUCAAUCUUGAUGAGUCCUUGAACACUAAUAAACUGUGAAUUAUCUUAUUGGAGGUGGUAGUAUAGUAGAGUUUUACUUAUGAAUGUGUUUUUUUGUUUGAAAUCGCUCUUAAAAAUAGGUUGGCUUUAUUCAUUUUGUGAUUCGGAUUGUUGGAUCUAAUGGAAGUUCC